AUGUUAAAUUUAUUAAUAAAUCGUAAAAAUUUAAAUUAUCUUCAUUUGGAUUAUAAUUUUAAUUUAAAAUCAAUUAAAAUAUUAACAACAAAAGAACGUAAAAAAUCACGUUUUGGAAAUGCAUUUCAUUUAUGUAAUAUUGAUGCAUUUCAAUUAGCUGAUGGUUUACAAUUAAUACAACGUGCAUUUAAAGAAUGUAAAAUUGAAUUUACGGAUUUAUAUUAUCAUUUAAUACCGGUUUAUGAUGUUGAACCAUUAGAAAAAAUAACGGAUGCUUAUUUAAAUCAAUAUUUAUGGUAUGAAGCUGAUAAACAUAGACUUUUUCCAGUAUGGAUUAAACCAGCUGAUAGUGAACCACACCUUUACUUGUUUAUAAAUGGUAUAAACAAUCUUCAAGAUAUUUGGAAUACAAAUGAAGGUGAAUCUGAUUAUAUGACAGCAAAAAAUAAUAUUGUUCUUACUUAUAAAGAUAUAAAUCAUGUUAAUUCAUAUGGUAUUAUACAUGGUUUACAGUUUUCUUCAUUUAUUGUACAAUAUUAUGGUCUUAUUAUUGAUUUAUUAAUAUUAGGUUUACAACGUGCAUUCGAUAUAGUUGGUUUACCUCAAAAACCAAAUGAAUUUUUAACUUAUCAAGAAGUUACCAUUGAAACGGCACAUCCAAUACGUCUCUAUUGUCGAUAUACAACUGAUGAAUCUCGUAAUUUAAUACAACGUUAUUUAACUAAACAUCCUGAUCCAAAUAAUGAAAAUAGCAUUGGUUAUAAUAAUAAAAAAUGUUGGUCACGUGAAUCACGUAUGCGUUUAAUGAAAUAUGAUGUUAAUUUAGGUCGUGCUGUUUUUUGGGAUAUUCAAAAACAUCGUUUAUCACGUUCUUUGACAACAAUUUUAUGGGAAACAAGUUUUGUUUCUGUUUAUUCAAAAGAUAAUCCUAAUUUAUUAUUUAAUAUGUGUAGUUUUGAAUGUCGUAUAUUACCUAAAAUACAUCGUUUUCAUAAUCGUAUAAGACAAAUUUUAAUAUCAUCUGGUUCAACAACAUUUACGAAAAUAGUUAAUAAAUGGAAUACAGAAUUAAUUGGUUUAAUGACUUAUUUUCGUGAAGCUGUUAUUAAUACACAAAAAUUAUUAGAUUUACUUGUUAAAUGUGAAAAUAAAAUUCAAACACGUAUUAAAAUUGGUUUAAACUCAAAAAUGCCUUCACGUUUUCCACCUGUAAUUUUUAUACACCAAAAGAAUUAG
Messenger RNA from Rotaria sp. Silwood1, 1236 nucleotides. The record is from the annotation of a GenBank genome assembly. Lineage: Eukaryota; Metazoa; Rotifera; Eurotatoria; Philodinida; Philodinidae.